Molecule: messenger RNA, 758 nt
Organism: Amblyraja radiata (thorny skate)
Lineage: Eukaryota; Metazoa; Chordata; Chondrichthyes; Rajiformes; Rajidae
Product: zinc finger protein 391-like
Exons: 3
Biological process (GO): regulation of transcription by RNA polymerase II; embryo development
Cellular component (GO): nucleus
Molecular function (GO): RNA polymerase II transcription regulatory region sequence-specific DNA binding; DNA-binding transcription factor activity, RNA polymerase II-specific
Source: RefSeq, a predicted model, not a curated record
UCGACCGCAUGAAAAUGGCGACGGAGAAGCGGCAGUUGGUGACGUCGCUGCGGACGGAGCUGAGGGUUUAGGAGCCGUUGCUGUGGACGGAGAGACAGGGGCAUGAGCGGACAUUGAGGACGGCCAGGGUGCCGGUGCCCCCCCCCCCCCCCCCAUCUGCUCGGUGUGCGGGCUGAGCUUCGAGCUGCUGAGCCGCGAUGGAGGACCACAUGACGGGGCACAACAAGGAGAGGCGUUAUGAGUGCGACGUGUGUGGCAAGGCCUGGCAGUGCCCGAGCCAUCUGGAGAUCCACAGGCGAGUGCACACAGGAGAACGCCCCUUCAACUGCACGGAGUGUGGCAAGAGCUUCAUCAGCUCCAGUACCCUGCUGCGACACAACCGCGUGCACUCCAGCGAGAGGCUGUUCACCUGCUCCGUCUGCGGCAAGACCUUCAAGAGGGCGAAUCACCUGAAGAAGCACUGGCAGGUGCACACGGGCGAGAAGCCCUAUUGCUGCUCCACCUGCGGCAAGAGCUUCAAGUCGUCCAACCAACUGAAGGUGCACCAGCGCACCCACACCGGUGAGCGCCCCUACACCUGUGCACAGUGCGGCAAGGGCUUCACCCGCUCCAGCAGCCUGCUGGUGCACCAGCGCACCCACACCAGUGAGCGUCCCUACACCUGCGCCCAGUGCGGCAAGGGCUUCACGCAGUCCAGCACCCUGCUGGUGCAUCAGCGCACCCACACCGGCGAGCGCCCCUACACCUGCACCCAGUGC